This is a messenger RNA of Arabidopsis thaliana (thale cress), 1767 nucleotides long. It is a transcript of the gene AIG1, whose product is annotated as P-loop containing nucleoside triphosphate hydrolases superfamily protein. The transcript is spliced from 6 exons. Bases 85 to 1218 code for a protein of 377 amino acids. NCBI's taxonomy places the organism in Eukaryota, Viridiplantae, Streptophyta, Magnoliopsida, Brassicales, Brassicaceae. The record is from RefSeq and is marked reviewed. Gene Ontology annotation, molecular function: GTP binding.
UAUUAUUAUAUAGAUUUUAUAUUUAUAUUUAUUUGAAGAAAAAAGGACUUUCAAUUGUUCUAUUUAAACUUGAAAACUAGCUUGAUGAUGAACCACUUCUGCCUAGCAUCUGUUAAGAGCUACCAGAAAAAUCAAGGUUUAAGGAAAUUUCAGCAAAUGGCCAACGAUCAGAAGAAUAGUGAGUCUUUUCCAGCGAAGGAAGAUCAUAAGAAGGAUGAUGCGGCAGCUCCAGCAGAAGUAGACCAUAAGGAUGAAUUCUCGGCAUCACAGCCACAUCCGGUCGAAAACAUAGUUUUAGUUGGGCGUACAGGGAACGGCAAAAGCGCCACGGGGAACAGCAUCGUCAGAUCAAAGGUGUUUAAGUCGAAAACAAAAUCAUCAGGUGUUACGAUGGAAUGCCAUGCAGUUAAAGCAGUGACACCAGAAGGCCCUAUACUCAAUGUGAUUGACACUCCUGGUCUAUUUGAUUUGUCGGUAUCUGCUGAAUUUAUCGGUAAAGAAAUAGUUAAAUGCCUAACUCUAGCGGAUGGAGGGCUACACGCUGUGCUCUUAGUUUUAUCUGUAAGGACUCGAAUUAGUCAAGAGGAAGAGAUGGUACUUAGUACCUUGCAGGUUCUUUUCGGUAGUAAGAUUGUUGAUUACCUUAUCGUUGUUUUCACGGGGGGAGAUGUAUUGGAAGAUGACGGUAUGACAUUGGAGGAUUACUUGGGUGAUAACAUGCCGGACUUCCUAAAGAGAGUUCUCAUAUUGUGUGGCCAACGAAUGAUUCUGUUUGAUAACAAAACCAAGGAUGAUGAGAAAAAGACAAAGCAAGUCCAUGAACUUCUCAAACUUAUCGACUUGGUCAGAAAGCAGAACAACAAUAUUCCGUAUACCGAUGAGAUGUACCAUAUGAUAAAGGAAGAAAAUGAAAGGCACAAGAAAGAACAAGAGGAGCUAGAAUCAAAAGGGCAUUCAGAAGAGCAGCUCGCAGCAUUGAUGAAGGAGUUACAGAUAAUGAAUGAACGAAACCUCAAGGCAAUGGCAGAGAUGAUGGAGAAAAAUAUGAAAAUAGCUAUGGAGGCGCAGGAGAAGCUCUUUGAGCAAAGAGAAAAAGCUCAGGAGAUGAGCUACCAGCAAAAAAUGGAAAUGCAGGAGAAGUUAAAGCAGAUGGAAGGACGUAUGCGUGCUGAAAUGGAAGCGCAAAUGCUCAGCCGUCAGCAGUGCAGCAUUCUCUGAUCAUUCACUGUGCGCUCUUCCACCCUCACACUUUGCCUUCUUAAUGACAAAUAGAGAACCAUUGCCUAGACUUUGUGUUUCUAACGCGGAACAUUUUCUAUGUUCCUCGUUUGAGCAUGCUCUUGGACUUUUGGCCUGUUAUGAGUCAGCUUUUGCUUUUCUUUCAUUUUCAUUUAUGUUAUUUAUCUAAAUUGAUUAGGCCAGUCGUAGCCUAAUCUUUGUUUGAUUUGCUACGUAUUUUUAGUGUAAUAAAUAUGUGUGUAAGUGUUAUGUGAGGUGACACGUUUUUAUAUAAUUUAAUAGAGAGUCCAGAAAGAGAUUUUUUUUUCUCAAUGAAAAGUUUCAUUGUGUUGAGUUAUGGAGCAUAAUCUCUCAAGACACACUCGACGCUUUCAUUAAGGUAUUUCACGUUUUAGUCUAUGUUUGUUAACCCUAGGAUUUGUAUACUUGAUUUGAAUCAAUAUCACCUUUUUCUCAUUGUAAGAAUGAAGAGGCGAAAAGAGCUAAGAUUUGUAAUUUUUGAAUAUUACAAGAAAAUGUUCGAUUUUC